AUGUUUGCAAACCUAAAUAUGUUUGGCAAAUCAAAUUAACAGAAUACACUUUAAAUUGGAGCUCCACCUUCUUUAUAAACAAAUCAUAGCAAUAUUUUUGGGACUAUGCAAUCAUAACCUAUUUAAUAAAUGCCUUAACUUUUUGGAUAGCAAUAGUAAAUUGCGCCAUAAAAUUAAUCUUCUUUUGGUAUUAUACUACAUUUAAUUAGGAUAUGGAUAAGUAUAAUAAUAGGGAUAGUAAAAUAUAGCGCCGAUUUUAUUUGGUCUUUCUUAAAAUACAACUUAAAAUUAUUAUAAUUAAUAAUAGUAAAAUACAUUUGGCCAGAAUCCCAUUUAAAAUUAAUACCAACAAAUUUAAGAACCUUACAUGAAUCCUUAUCAAUAAUAAUAAAAUUCUAUUUUAUUUCAAUUAAAUGAUGUGAAUGUAUUUAAAGAAAAAUUUAGUAUGUUGAUUUAAAAAUUGACAGAUUUAGAAAAAUAAAAAAGUUCUUUUAAGUAGAUUUAUUAAUAACAAUAAUGGCAAUAAAUGAUUUAACCAUUAGGUUAAUAAGUAUUUAGUAUAGACACAACAAGUGUACUUGAGACAUCAGAAUAACUAUUGGGAGGAUAAAAGGAAUUAUCAAGGAAAUUAGAUAAUUAUAUUGCAACAUUAGGAUUGGUUCAAAAAAUAUCAGAGGAUGGAUUGGAGAUUUUGAAAAAAGAGGAAGCUUAAAUUGCUAAUUAUUAAAAGGUAUAAUAAUAAAUGAAAGACUUUCAAGAAUAAUUAUAGGGAGUGAAUUGUGGAAAGCAUAAUUUUAGUACUCCAUAAUAAUAUUAAGAAUAAAUAAUACGUGAAUAGAUGGAACAUUUAGAUUUAUUAUAAAAUGCAAUUGACAAAAUUAUUCAUGGUUAUGAAAAGGAACCAAAUAUGAAUUAGGAUGAAUUAUUAUAAUGUAAAUAUCUACAUUUACAAGCAUUAACUCGUUAUCUAUAUAUGCUUUCCUUGAAAAUUCGAAAUAUUAAUGAAAGAAGUAUUUUAAGUAUAUUUAAUAAGCUACUGCUUUUGAAGUUAAAGUGUUAUCAUAAUUUUAGAGUGAUAAAAGAUCUGAUGAUUUUAGUACAAUAGAGACAUAGAAGGAGAUUUUGGAUAGAAUAUUAAGAGAGGAUAUAUGA
This is a messenger RNA of Paramecium pentaurelia, 1152 nucleotides long. The record is from the annotation of a GenBank genome assembly. NCBI's taxonomy places the organism in Eukaryota, Ciliophora, Oligohymenophorea, Peniculida, Parameciidae.